GAAUUAGUAUAAAUUCGAUAGCCUCUCAAUCUAGACAAUUAUACAUCAUCGGUCAGUCAUGAAGCUAGUGAUUCUGUGUUUAUUCGGGAGUGCUCUAGCUGAGCUGCCUCGAUUGCGACCAGCGAGGUUCCGUUUUCAGCGACAAGAAUUAGCUCCGACAACAGAUUCUUCGACAGAAGCCACUACAGAAACUGCACCUUAUCCCCCUUCAGGCUGGAAGCCUUCCGGGCAAGCAUUUACCCUGCCUGAACAAACGGAAGCCACUACUACAGAUUCUGCACCUUAUCCACCUUCAGGCUGGAAACCUUCAGGGCAAGCUUUUACCCUGCCUGAACAAACGGAAGCCACUACUACAGAUUCUGCACCUUAUCCACCUUCGGGAUGGAAGCCGGAUCAGCCGUUUGCGCUACCCAACGAACUAUCCACAAGUUAUGGGACCCCAGAGAAUACUUAUGGAGCUCCAGUCGAAGGAACUACAGAUAACCCGAAAGCAGAAAAGUUAGACAGUGUUGAAGUCCAGAAAAGUGUCGGCACUUACUUUAUAGUGUUGCCAAAUGGUCAGUUGCAACGCGUGGAGUUUUUGACAGAGAAUGAUUUACAGAAUAUGAAGUACACAGCAAGGUUACAACUGCGCGAUCGUGCACCAUUGUAUAUUUUUGGUCCUUGAAUCACAAUCUUUGUAUCCAUAUUUUUAUUACAAACUUGGAACCCUUAAA
This is a messenger RNA of Leptidea sinapis, 716 nucleotides long. RefSeq lists its product as uncharacterized. The transcript has 2 exons. The coding region runs from base 59 to 667 and encodes 202 amino acids. The record is from RefSeq and is a predicted model, not a curated record. Lineage: Eukaryota; Metazoa; Arthropoda; Insecta; Lepidoptera; Pieridae.